Molecule: messenger RNA, 1388 nt
Organism: Tricharina praecox
Lineage: Eukaryota; Fungi; Ascomycota; Pezizomycetes; Pezizales; Pyronemataceae
Exons: 3
Coding region: 264-1160 (298 amino acids)
Cellular component (GO): cytoplasm
Molecular function (GO): zinc ion binding
Source: RefSeq, a predicted model, not a curated record
CAAUUACAUAUGAUUUUUAAUGUCGGGACCCUUCUAGACGCUUAUGGAAAAUGCCGAGACGAUCAACGCGUCUUACCCAGAAGCUCAGCCUCGUGGUAAGGCUGGUCCGGCCGCCAUAACUAUCCCCCACGAGCCCACGGUCGUUCCUCUGUUAGCUACAUACAUUAUCUACACUCGCUCGCCCGCUCGCUCGCGCACCUUCCUUUCACCGACUUUUUCACCCGCAGUGGUGAUACCUAUCUAGGAAUUCAAAUUCCAUCGCGAUGGCGACCAGUCGGGAUCGCGAGGAAAUCCUCAAGAACGCGGACAUAGCUUCGAUCGGCUCGCACUGCGACAUCGACACCUGCAAACAGCUCGACUUCCUACCGUUCGUUUGUGAAUCCUGCAAAGGGACGUUCUGCCUCGACCACCGCACCGAAACCGCGCAUUCCUGCAAGAAAGCCGGGUCCUGGCUCUCCUCGCUGCGUCUGAAGCCCGCGCAAUCCAUCCCCGCCGCCCCGAAGACUCGAGGCCUCCUCGCUGCGCCUUGCGCCGCAGAAAAAUGCAAGACCACCGUCAACACACCCACGCAGCCCGGCGUAAACUGCGUCAUCUGCCGGAAACAAUACUGUUUAGCACACCGACUCCAGGAUUCACACGACUGCAAGCCGCUGCCGGCACCCGCCGCGUCGGUCGCCCAGGAGAAGGCGAAGGAGGCGCUGUCGAAGUUUAGGGCGUGGGGCUCCCAGAAGGGUGCGGAGACGACUACGACGGGAAGCGGAAUUUUUGCGGGCCUUAGGAAGAAACCGGCGAAUACGAGCGUUGCCGCUGUCUUGAAGAUGAAGAAGGAGGCAAAGGGGGAUGAGAAAGUUCCCCAGGAGAAAAGGGUCUACCUUUUCGUGGAGGCGGAGGCGAGGACUACGUCGGCGAAGAUUCCGAAGGGCACGUUUUGGUACUCGAAGGAUUGGAGCGUAGGGAGGGUCCUUGAUGUCGCGGCAAAGAGCCUGCAGGUUACCAACCUGAACAACCAAGGCGAUAGCGAAGAGAAGCGGUUGCGCAUAUACCACGUCGAGGGUGGGAGGGUAUUGACCUUCGGCGAGAAGAUUGGAGACACUACGAUCAACGGCAAUACUUUGGUUUUGCUGCGAGGGCUGCAUAUGCCCGAUAUGCUUGUAGAGUAGAGAUGGAAUGCGGGGCUGUACGACGAGGGCUCCAUGCGCGGACUUGAGACAUGUGCUGCUGGAACUGGUUGGAACGGAUGGUUAAGAUGGAUGAACGGGCGUUUUUGUUGUUGAUUUCACGAGCAUCUUCACUUCAUAUAUUUUCCCUACAUACUUUGUUACCGCACUUGGCCAGUAUAUUGAUAGAUUUCUCUAUACAAAUUCGGCUAUGAUGGAGUAGAUCUGGCU